AUGAUACAACGAUCAACAUCAAUGGAAAUUUUUUUCAUUUUUUUCAUUUUUAUUAUUUUUAAUAAAAUAUGUUAUUCUUUAAAUUCAUCUUGUUUACCUUGUUCAUCACAUUUAUGUUAUCAAUGUUAUAAUACAUUACCGAUUGAUCGUACAAAUAUAGAAAAACUUUAUAUAAUAUGUAAUACAACUAAUAAUUUAUUUCAACAACAAGAACGUUUCUAUUCAAUAAUACAAUCUUAUACAACAAUAAAUUGUUCUAUGAAAACUCUUUAUCUUGAUCAAUAUACUCUUUGGAAUUAUCUUGAAUAUAUGUCAAUUACUUAUGCUAAUUUAACAAAUUUAUCACCUAUGAUAUUUAAUCGAUCAUUAUUAUUAUUAUCAUCAUCAUCACCCAUUUUAUAUAGUAUUAAAACACUUAAUCUAUCAUAUAAUUCAAUACGAAUAAUAAAUAAAAAUUUUUCAUAUUAUUUUCCAUCAUUAGAAAAACUUGAUCUUAGUUAUAAUCAUAUAAUACAUAUUAAAAAAAAAACUUUUAUUAAUUUAUUAUAUUUAAAAGAACUUUAUUUAAAUAAUAAUUAUUUAAAACAAAUUUUACCAAAUAUUUUUCCACAUCAAUCAUUAAAUUUAAUUAAUUUAAAUAUGAACUAUUGGCAUUGUUCAUGUACAAAUAUUCUUACACUUUCAAUUAGUCGACCAAUACCAAUUUGUUCUACACCAAAUGAAUUUCAAUAUCAAAAUAUUAGUAAUAUUGCACAACAAUGUUUUCUUCGAACAAAAGCAAAUAUUUUAAUUACUACAAAUAUAUAUAAAAAUCAAAAUUUAACUUGUGUAUUAUCUUCAAUUAUCGAUGAAUGGAAAGAUAAAAUCAAUAAAAAUAUUACAUUACUAUCAGCAUGGCAUAUUGAACAAAAUCAAUCAAUUUCAUUAGAACAUCUAUUUGUUUUAAGUGAUAAAUCCGACAAAUAUCUUAUUUGUUUUGAUUUUCAGUCUAUUCAUACAGAAGCUAUCUAUACAAUAAUUAAUCUUUCAUCUAUAAUUUCUUUACAAUCUUCAUUUACAUCAAUAAAUUUUACAAAAUUUAAUACACAAAAUUCUACAUUACUAACUUCAACAAUUAUAAAUAUUAUAUCAUCAAAUAAACUUUCACCAUUUUUUCUCUGGCUUUUUAAUACAAGUAAAAAUAUUUUACCAAAAUAUUUUCAAACAUCUAAUAAACAUGUUUUAAUUGUUUGGUUAAUUCUUCUUAUUAUUGCUUUUAUUAUAUUUAUAUUUCUUAUUUAUUUAAUUUAUUAUCAUAAAAAAAUUUAUAGACAACAAUCAGAAAAAUCUCAUUCAUUUAUUCAUUUUGAUACAAAUGCUUAUAAUUAUCAAACAUUAUUCGAUGUUAAAUUUACAUGUCAAAAUCAUAAAUGUCUCUACAAAUUUUAUACAAUCACCAUGUAUGAAAUCUAA
This is a messenger RNA of Rotaria sordida, 1452 nucleotides long. The record is from the annotation of a GenBank genome assembly. Lineage: Eukaryota; Metazoa; Rotifera; Eurotatoria; Philodinida; Philodinidae.